AUGAGUAGGCGGUCGUAUAAGUGGACCGGCACUGUAUCCCAAAGUGACCGAAAUACCCAAGCGGGUUGGAACCCGCCAGGCCCAAAAUACUAUGCAUAUUGCAAAACGAACACACAUCUUACAGCGAUGUGUAGUUGGGGCCCCUGGGGUCCUAGAUGUUUUAAAUGCAAACAAAAUGGGCAUGUGCAGCGUGAAUGUCCAGACUCGCAACCGAAACAUAGAAUCGGAAAUCAAAUCAAAAACUUUAGUACUGAUGCCCCGGUAGAACUCUUCGGUGUAGACAACACUAGACUUAGAACAAGAGGUACAGUUACCCUCGAGAUGAAUGUAUUAGGCGAUGAUCUUCUGCAGGAGUUCAUUGUCGUAGAUAGAAUCGAUGAAGAUUGUAUCUUGGGUUUAGACGCGCUCUACGAGCACAAAUUUAUUAUAGAUGGGAGUGAGAGAACAAUAUACCGUGUCAAAGAAACAAAGGAAGACACGGCCUCUGCGCCAGCCAUAAUUACAAAAAACAGGAUCACGAUCAAGCUCUUUAGUGCCACUGUCGUUGAAUCCGAUGGGGAAGGCGGGAAACUUCCACAGAAUAUUACAUGUUAUUUAGAAAGAGGGCCGGGAGUACACAGUGGGUUACGAGUGGACCCCUUCGUCUGCAGUGUUAACGAUUUAACAGUUUUUUCCGUAGUUUUAAUUAACGAAACCAAUGAACUAAUCACUGUUCCAAAAUUUCAAGUCAUUGGAAGAAUAGUAUUUGAAAGAACAAAAAAGAAAACAUCAAUUUUUGUGAGACAGAAGAACAAUCUCCUGUCGAUGUAG
Molecule: messenger RNA, 810 nt
Organism: Daphnia magna
Lineage: Eukaryota; Metazoa; Arthropoda; Branchiopoda; Diplostraca; Daphniidae
Exons: 2
Coding region: 1-810 (269 amino acids)
Molecular function (GO): nucleic acid binding; zinc ion binding
Source: RefSeq, a predicted model, not a curated record